AUGUUUUACUGUGCAUGGUUAAGAAGACUCUUGUGCCGGAAACUGCUGCCUAUUGUACUUGUUACAUACGUGCUCACCAUCUUUCUAUUAUUUCUGAACGUAAACUUCACUGAACACCCGUCCAAAACGGAGGAAUCCUUCUCAUUGAUUUUCCCUGAAGCAGCGUUGAACUCCAAACGCUCUCCUGGAUCAGAAUUUGUCAAUAAUUCCUCCUAUAAACACAGAAACGGUAUCUUGAAUCCGGGUUUGGAAUUUAGAAAUUCAAUAUCGAACAACCAUGUAGAGCCUAUUUACAGACAUCCGGGAGACAAGAGAGCUAAUGCCAUUGGUCAAGAUCCUGUUCCAUUGCUAGAACCGAUGCAUGAUAAGCAUAUCCGCAAUAGGCCGUCUGGAGAUUUCAUUUCCUUCGGCCACGGUGCUUAUGUCUUUUCUGCCUAUCUAGACGACAGAAAAGAACAAACUUUCGUGAGAAUAAUGGCACUUAUGUCACAAAACGCGGCCAAGAGGUUUUUCUACUGUCAUUUCAAUGACAAUUCUAAAGUGAUACCAGUCAAGACAGAAGUUUACCAACUUUGCGAAAACCAUAAUAAAAUAUUUGGAGGAUACUUUUACUCCUGUGCUGAUGACCGUUCAAAUACAAAAAAAGAUUCUUCAACAGAGCCUACUUUGUCAUUCGCUAUUUGUGUGUCUCCUCUUUUCGGGAACAUUUCAUUUCAUAGAGUAGUGGAAUUCAUAGAGUUAUCCCGACUCCUGGGCGUGGAGCAUUUUAUCUUCUACAACCACAGCAUCCCGCAACAAGUCUCCGAUGCCUUAAAUUAUUAUAUCAGCAGAAACCUGGUCUCAGUGAUACCUUGGCGCUUACCCAAAGAAGCUGAUUCAUCCGUCUGGUACUACGGACAACUGCUGGCCAACAACGACUGCCUCUACAGAACUAUGCCAUACUUUGAUCUUGUGUCUUUCAAUGACAUCGACGAGUUUAUUGUUCCACAUUCCAAUGUGAGUACGUGGAGGGAGGCGUUCUCUUCCAUGCUGACAGCAGAUCGUUGUGGUUUCUCGUUUCAAAGUGCAUUCUAUGAUCCAGGCGUUAGGGAGCCAUCCGAAAGCAACUUGCUAACGCCUGUACUCACCGCUAAGUCUGAGAUGUACAGCAAGGUUCGAACCAAAGUCAUGCUGUGCCCCUGGCGAGUGUUUGAGGUUGGAAUCCACCACAUCAGCAAACAAAACCGAGAAGACUGGCGCUCUUGGGGCGUGGAUCCAUCUCUGGCGUAUCUCCACCACUACAGGAAAUGUGUAGCUAACUUUGGCAUGCGGUGUAGCGUUUGGGAGAAGGACCUAAUCAUAGCAGAUCGCUACCUCCAGAAUCUGACAGCAAAUUACCAGACGGUUAUAAAUCAUUUAUUAUACAAUGAUCAGACAGCUAGAAACCUAACCACACGUCCUCGGUUUAAAUCCCAUGGUGAACCCUAA
Molecule: messenger RNA, 1467 nt
Organism: Candidula unifasciata
Lineage: Eukaryota; Metazoa; Mollusca; Gastropoda; Stylommatophora; Geomitridae
Source: the annotation of a GenBank genome assembly